Astyanax mexicanus (Mexican tetra) is the source of this 3002-nucleotide messenger RNA. It is a transcript of the gene ccdc170, whose product is annotated as coiled-coil domain containing 170. The coding region runs from base 167 to 2281 and encodes 704 amino acids. The transcript is spliced from 11 exons. Lineage: Eukaryota; Metazoa; Chordata; Actinopteri; Characiformes; Acestrorhamphidae. The record is from RefSeq and is a predicted model, not a curated record.
GGACUCACUCGGGGGUGCCCCUCUGGUGCCACCUAUCGGUGAACUCGGUUGUCGACAUGUUGCUUAGAAACGAAGAGCUGAGUAACACUAACACUGCUGUGGCGAGGACAGUAACUUCCAGGGGAAACUUUUUAACCUAAGGAGUUUUAGCAGAUGAACAGAUGCAAUGGAUGAUUCAGUGAUGCAGCAGCACCUGUCUCACUACAAACAGGCCACAGAGUCAGCACGGGAGGAGCUAGCAGUCCUAAACACCAAAUAUCAAAGCCUUCAUUCACAGCUGCUGGAUGCUCGGUCAAAGACAGCAUCUCAGGAGGCUUUGGUGCAGGACCUGAGAGAGGCGAUUGACAGGCACAAGGAGAAUGAAGCCAGACAGUCAUCUCUUAUCAGUUCCCUCAGGGAGCGCAUCCACAACACAGAGGAAGAGAUGGGCUCCAUUGCUUCCUCUAAAAGCAUUAUGGAUAUGAAAUUACAGGCCCUUAUUAAGCAGAAUGAAGAAAUGAAAGAGAGAAUAUUACAAGCGGAGAUCAAGUCUGAAGAGUAUCUUAGCAAAUGGAACAAGACAAAGGAAAAGGCAGAAGAUUUAAAGAGGAGGAGUGAAGAGUUUGUGUCUAGAUUAUCCAACAAACUCUGUGUUGAUUCAGUCGAGCAUGAGAAACCGAUGGAGGCUAUCAUCUCUUUGGUGGAGCUAUGCUGCAAGGAGAGAGACAGACAGAAGACUUUAAUAAGUACUCUAGAAGAGAGUGUUAAAUCUCGAGAGGUGGAGUGUAAAGAGAAUAGGGAGACUCAUGAAGUGGAGUGUAAGGCCAGCAGGGAGACAGUAAGAAGACUCCUGGCUGAUGUGGAGAAUGAACAGAAACUCUCAGCCACCCGUGCAAGUGCUCUGAGUUCAGUCAGACAGGAACUUGAAAGUGCGCUCGUGAGGAAUCAAAAUUUGGAACGAGAGAACCAGAGCCUGAGGAAUAAGCUGCAGCAAUGUGAGGUUGCCCUUGCUGCCGCUAAAGAUCAUUCAGACAGAUAUGAGAAGCGUUCUGAGGAUCUGGAGCACAAACUGCUCAGGAGUCACAAUGAAGCACAGACGUCACACAACUGCAUGGAGGCCUUUAUUAAGGAAGUGAAUAUUCUACUUGGGCUUCAACCUUCAUCUGCUGAGCCUAAAGAAGAGCUCAUUCUCGAAAAACUAAGAGAAGUCUGCAGAAGAGAGAAGAGCAGCACUGCGACUGCGAUUGAGCUGGAAUCCAGGCUAACAGAGGUAUCUCAGGAGCUGGCCAAACAGACAGAGCUGCAGAGAGAAGCAGAACACAGGGAGCAGCAGAUCCAGAGCAGAUGUCAAAGUGUAGAGGCUGAACUUCUCACUACAGGAGUCAACAAGGAUGGGCUGAGCCAGGAAAAACAACAGUACUUGAAGUUUCUGGAGAAGCUUUCUGAGAAAAUGAAGAUUGAGCACAUAGCCACUGACCUGGGCUUUGACAUGAGACUAGAGGCCAUACUGGCACGUGCAGAUCAACUGACCAGACAGGAAGGGACUGCUUUAGUGGAAAAUAAAACUCUGGUCUACAGUCUUCGAAAGAAGGUGAAGGAGCAGAAAGUGAUGUUGGAGAGUAAGGACCUGCACAUGGAUCUGCUGAGGAGGAAGGUAGCCCAGCUGGACGAGGACAAGAGAAGUCGUUCAGCUCUGGCUGUGGAGCGGGAGGACGUUACACUGACCAACAGGAAGCUGCAGAAGAAGGUGGAGCGGCUUCAAGCAGAGCUUAGUGUAAUGCGUUUCUCCAACACUGAGCUGAAGGCCCAGCUCGCCGACACCAACGAGCUUAAGAUCAGGGUGAUGGAACAGAAGCAGGCCAUCGAAAAGCAGAGUAAGAGCUUGGGCACCCUUGAGAAGAACAAGGCCAAAGUGGAGAAAAAACUUAAUACAGUGAAGACUGAGCUACAGAACCAAGAGCUAAGAGCCAGGGACGAGCUCCACCAAGCAAACAAGCUGCUUCAUAGCCAGGCAGGCACCAUGGCAGAGCUCGCCCACAGGGAGAAAAAGCUGCUGGACUUCUGUACUGUGGUGUCUCAGAUGUUGGGAGUGGACAUGCCAGCCACUCUCCUGAACAGUGAGGCUAUCAAAAGGCUGGAGGUCCUGAUUCACUCAUCUCAUCCUCACUUUCCCAUAGACUGCCACUGUGCAGUACCUCAUCUUCAGCACCUCAUGAGUCCAGCCUGCUCCAGCCUUACAUCAGCCUCUCUAGGACCUGAAGUACCGGCACUGCUUCCUCCACCUGCUACAGAUACACCCUGAGGGGCAUGCAACCCCCUGUGCCAGUGUCCUAAUGGAUCAUCACUGGCACAAUGCUAUGAUACAGUAUUUAACAGAUGGCUAAAUACUGUUGUCAGAAAAAUGAAAGAAAAAAAAAAAGUACAACAAAUGCUGGUACUCCUCUUUUUUAUAUGUUGAUGCUGACCUUUACUAAAUUGCACACACUGUGAAACAUUAACCUAACUGUGAACAAGUGAAUUAAUAUUAGUUUAUGGCUCACAGUAAAAACUGUGUGACAGAUGGAGCACUUCAGAAUCAGAACUUGCACAAGUUUCAGUUUGUUCCAGCCCCUAAAAUUAUGAUUCUGACUCUUCUCUACUCAAUAAACAAAAAACAUUUAAUCUCUGUGAAUUCCUAGAUGAAUGUUUUACACACCAGUGGCUUGUGAGAAGUCCCAGUAUAGAGAAACAAUGUAUUGGUACACCACAGACUAAAAUGUCAGUAGCGAUGUUAGUACUGUGCACCAGUGUGAAACUGUUCUAUUUUAAGCACUGACAUUACACUGAAAUUGAAAAGCAGCAAAAAUAGAAAUAAAAGUUUUUUGCAGGACAGCAACUAAAUAUAUAAGACAUGGGUUUGCUGUAAACUCUAAUUAGCCAAUCAUGCUAAAUCUGUUUACUGUGCUUUACACUGAGGCACAUGUGCAUAUGUCUGUCUUUGGAUGGUUGUAGAAUUAAUUUUAAUUAAAGUUUAUUGGACUUAA